GUUACUGUAAGUGAUACCAUGUAUCUGAGGGGAGGGGGUAUAGGAUAUCAACAGGAGAAAGAACACAGGCAAUUACUUGGGGAUGGUGUGUUGUGAACUAAUCUGUUUGCGUCUCGUGUUAUCGCCUUCCAGUUACUGUCAAAACAGCGAUUUUUUGUGGUUCGUUGACUCGCUCACUGAUAUAAAUCCAUGUUCCUUGGACUGUACACAUGGCAUUUUCGAUCAAAAUCGUCAACAUAUUUUGCUAUCUACAUAGUUAAAUCGUGGCUUCGGUUCAACUGGUAGGGGUUUUUUUUCAUACGCGCACGACAUUGUAUUUUGGAAAGACGAGUCGCAGACGAUACACCGAGAUUAGAUUGUGUGUGUCACUGGUCCGGAUUAGCGGGUCGACUGUGGCCAUGACCCCAGAACUACCUGUCUAUCUGACUAAAACCACCUGAUUUGCUUUACCUGGAAUUUUAAUGUCGAGUAAAACCUGUGUGAAAGUGGUUGCAUAAUUCUGGCAGACCUUGUUAGCCAACAAAAUGAAGAUUCCACCAGACUUUGAGCCGGACACCUUACUAAAGAAUGGCUUGGAAUCCCCUCCCCCCAAAAGACCCCGUACAAGGAAGUGUGACCUGUAUUCGGGGCCCUCUCGAUUUAGACACGUUGAUGACCACGUUGAUAAGGUGACAGCUGUCAAUCACAAAUCAUUUCGUGGUUUGUUGUGGCACCUCCUGUUCUGCGACAAGGACAUCAAGUCCGACUUAGAAAGAGUGAGGGCCAUAUACCGGUGGACGGCCGCCACCGGAGGCGUCAAGCAGUGCUUUGAAAAUAAUCCGAGUGCAAAUACUGCGGAAGAAUACAUAACCAAGUUCCAGUCGGGCAAAAUCUCACAUGCUCAAAUUUUGCAGUUGCUAUGCAUCUUCGCCGGACUACAUUGUAAGAUAAUCACUGGAUGCGCCAAAGGGAAAACGUUCCGGCCCGGAGAUGCCUGCACUGGCGAGAGAUUCAGACAUUGCUGGAACGCCGUGUAUUUUGACGGAAACUGGUUUCUUUUAGAUGCCAAAUGGGGUGCUAUAAAUGGAAACAAUAAUACCUCCGAGUGCAGCGAGUUUUAUUUCCUGACAGACCCGGAACAGCUACAGUUCAGUCACUGGGCCGAAGAUCCAAGAUGGCAGCUGGUAGACAGACCCAUUGCCAUGAAUGAAUUUGAGAACUAUCCGUUUGUCAAGCCUCACUUUUUCAGAGUCGGGCUGAAUUUCAUAUCAAACGUUAAAUGUGUGAUAGAGACAAGGAGAGGCCAAGUAAAGUGGGAUAUAGGAGUCACCCAUCCCGCUAAAUUCAGCUAUCGUUUGGUGUCCUCCGAUACGGGAAGCGACAGAAUUGACGGAGUACUGCUGAAAAACUUCAUAUUCCAUGAAGUGCAAAAUGGAAGGGCCACUUUUGCCUUGCGCUCACCUGCUCCUGGCGAUUACUUCUUGAAAAUAUUUGCGAAAAGUUUACACGAGAGGAAUGGCCAUACGGGGUACACUCGAAUGCUGGAGGUGCUAGAAUACAGGGUUCAAAUCAGUAAGACAUGCAUUGAGGACGACCCUCUGCCGAACUGCUGGGACACAACAUGGGGACCAGGACAACGCACAGACAAGUUCUGUCUGUACCCUCUGCAGAAACGAGGGUUGAUAACUACAGACGAGAAAACAGUUGACAUUGAAAUCAACAAAACCAGACCCGUUAACAUUCUGUGUCGUCUCUGCCGCAACGGUUGGAAGGAAUCGAAAUUACAGAAAUGUAUAGAGAUCGAGGAUAAUGAUACAAAGUCCUUUUUGACUGUGACAUUACCUUACGCUGGUGAAUAUGGACUGGAAAUCUAUGGAUGUCUGCCGAGCAGGAAGACGGCUGGGUACCAUCAUGUGUGUCAAUAUCUGAUCAGCUGUUCUUGGAGGGACGAAAAUUUCACUCACGAGGACCUGGAGAAAUACCUCGAAACAACUGAAUCUGAGGAUGCGGUAUUCGAAAACAAAGAAUUGGAGAUAAAGCCAGCAAUUUAUUCCGAUAGUUGCCAAUUACCUGUCCUGAAAAUAGAUGAAUCUAGCUUGCCAGAACCCGCACCUAGACCCUUGGAUCUAAUGCAAGCGUCCCCAAGCAUUGGAUGGUCUCUAGAAUUAGAAGAUCACGUAAAAUCGGUGUGUGACAGAACAUACAGAAGUUUUGAUACUCUACUGAGGGACUUAGUCUUUUCUAGAAAUAUACAGAAUGAUACUGUUAAAGCCAGGAUUCUGUUUCAAUGGUUAGCUACGAUGAAACCACAAAACUUGACUUUUGAUUCCGUGGAUAUAGGAAGUCCCGAGGAAACGCUCCGAGGCCUUCAAACCCAAAGAACAACGUAUGCAAUGGCCUACAACACCCUCUGCAAGUAUAGUGGAUUGGUUUCCAAAAUUAUAUUUGGAGUAGCAAAAGGAAUGGACUACAAGCCAGGAAACACAUUUACUCCAGGAUCAAAUCACCACACAUGGAAUGCAGUGCUGUUGAAUGGAGUUUGGGAGCUAGUCGAUACGCGAUUUGCUAAGCGACCAGUUCUAGCGGGCGCUACAGGCGGACCUAGUAUGCAGUACGAGUUUGAUGAUCACUUCUUCAUGACGAAUCCUCAAAAAUUUAUUUACACACACUUUCCUGACGAAUCCAAAUGGCAAAUGUUGGAUCCUUUAGUUACAAUGGAGACAUUCUGUAACAUGCCUGUUAUGACACCUCACUUCUUUGCUUUAGGAAUGGAUCUUCUGAGCCACAAACUGGCAUAUGUGCACAGUACCGGAAAGUCAAUCAUCGAGCUAAAGUAUCCGAAGUCCAAACGACUCCAUCUCACAUUUAGUGUAAUUUCCGACAACGGGACCGAAGAGUAUGAAGGCGUAAAACUUGUUAGAUAUGCAAUGUUAGAAGCCAAUGCCGGAAAGGUUACAUUUAGAUUACGUUUGCCUGUUGAAGGAAAAUACACAUUUAUCGUGUAUGCAAAGGAAGAUAACCCGAAUAAAUCUGACAACGUUUUUGCGCAAGUGUGUGAAUACAUAAUUGAGCAAGAGGACGUUUUGGUACCAAAACCAUUUCCUUACCCGCCUUGCGCAUACCAAAGUUGGGGACCAGGAAUUGCUUUCUAUCAGUUCAAUUUGUUCACUGAUACGGUAUCGGCAGUCAUUAAAACUAAAAAAGGCGUUGCGAAAUUUGAAAUCAUGUCGUCAAAACCCAUGCAGUUCAGAACACGCCUUGUGCAGCAUCAAGAAACAUCGGAAUUUGAAGGCUACGUUACACAUAAAAUUCAAGGAAAUUUGACAAUGUUUACUAUAACUGCCCCAAGUCAAGGGGAAUUUGGACUGGAAAUAUAUGCUAAAGACCCAGAUACCGAGAGCAAGAAAAUGAGGCAUGUUGCGCAAUAUCUGAUCCUUUGUGAAGAGGAAAUUCACACAGUUCAGUUACCUAAGCUUCCAUCCGGAUUGCUAGGCUUACAGCCGAUGUUGGUCAAGUAUGGAGUGAGUACCAUUACCCAUUCUGACCCAGUUAUUCACACAGACACGAACUAUCUUGAGAUACGGUUUGGGACUUCACAAAACAUGAGAUUUACGACAAGUCUUUUUGAAACUGAAACACAAGCGGAAUACUCAGAAUAUGUUUUUAUUCAAUCUGAAAUGAAUGUCAUAACUCUUCUUGUAUGUCUUCCAAAAACUGGUUUCUUUACAUUUUGUGUUCAUGGCAACCUUUUGACAGACAACAGCCAGCAAAUUCCCGGACUUUUUAAUUAUCUCAUUCAUUGCAAUGAAAUGAAAGUUGACGCCAUUCCUUAUCCAAAACAAUAUGGCUUCUGGAAAGAGGGUUGUUCUAUGAUGAAGCCUUUGGCAAUUAAACCGGUCCAAGAAACAACGGUUGUUCCUUUCAAAGUCCGUAUCCCACGAGCAACAAUAGUUGCAGUGGUAGUAGAUAACGAUUGGACGCCUCUCGUUCUUCACCCCGAUAGUGGAGUGUGGGAGGGUGAUACACAUAUUGAGCCAACUUCACAAGGAGGAAUUAAAGUUGUUCUUGUUGCCAGUUUUGGGGAAGAUCAGUCCAAAUACGCAACGCUUUUGGAAUAUAAAUUAUGAAAAAUAUAUUACUUUUAGAAAACUUAAGAAGCCAUUCGCCAGAAAUAAGAAAAUGAAAAAUUACCUGACAUUAUUUCAAAUUGAUUUUACAUUGUCUAUUCUGAUAACUGGAAAGGUACUGGUAACUGUUUACUUUCAUUUUCAUGUAAUUUAAAUUCCUUUUCGACUAUUUUUGUAGUAUGAAGAAGAACGACGAAGGACGUAUUUAUCACUGUAUUCAUUAUACAUAUGUAUGUACGACUAUCCUUAUAAAAUGUGUAAAUAUUGUUGCCUGAAUAAAAAAAUACCGAUUUUA
This is a messenger RNA of Magallana angulata, 4401 nucleotides long. RefSeq lists its product as uncharacterized. NCBI's taxonomy places the organism in Eukaryota, Metazoa, Mollusca, Bivalvia, Ostreida, Ostreidae. The record is from RefSeq and is a predicted model, not a curated record. The transcript is spliced from 10 exons. The coding region runs from base 525 to 4106 and encodes 1193 amino acids.